Solanum dulcamara is the source of this 705-nucleotide messenger RNA. RefSeq names its product ubiquitin-like protein ATG12. Lineage: Eukaryota; Viridiplantae; Streptophyta; Magnoliopsida; Solanales; Solanaceae. Gene Ontology annotation, biological process: autophagosome assembly; nucleophagy; autophagy of mitochondrion. Bases 112 to 384 code for a protein of 90 amino acids. The transcript has 5 exons. The record is from RefSeq and is a predicted model, not a curated record. Gene Ontology annotation, cellular component: phagophore assembly site membrane; cytoplasm; Atg12-Atg5-Atg16 complex.
GACGCACAACUAUUUUCUUUCAAGGUAAAUUACAGAAAAAAGGGGCUGUCAAGGAGAGCAUCAAGAAAUUCGUGAGUGAAGCAAAGAGAAUUAAGAAAUAAUCAAGGAGCUAUGGCUUCCGAUUCUCGUAAAGUGAUCGUUCAUUUAAGAGCGACUGGUGAUGCGCCGAUUCUUAAACAAGCAAAAUUCAAGAUUGCAGGUACUGAUAAAUUCAUCAAAGUAAUAGAUUUUCUACGCCGUCAACUCCAUAGGGAGACAUUGUUUGUGUAUGUCAACAGUGCCUUCUCACCAAAUCCAGAUGAGUUGGUAAUUGACCUAUACAAUAACUUUGGUUUUGAUGGUAAGUUGGUGGUUAAUUACGCAUGCUCCAUGGCAUGGGGCUGAGAACUUCUGGUUCUUUGCUCUACAUCGCUUCAAAGCUCCUCCAUACCUGAGUAAAUAGUUAGUGUGUAAGAUAGAAACCUGGCAUCAAUGAUUAGUCAGAUUGUUCCUCUGUAGAUUGUUCAAUAUAUAACUACUGUAUGAUUCAUACAUUGAUGCUUAUAUUGAUUGUGCUUCAGUAUUUUCCUUAUAGAUUACUGGUCUACCUUAUCCAUAAGGAAAGGCCUUUCUCUGUCUCAUUUUUUCCCACCAGCUCUUAAAGUUUGGACUUCGAUAUCUGGCUGUAAUAUUGGUAUGAAAAGUUUUGAGUCCUUUCAACUCUCA